This is a messenger RNA of Malus domestica (apple), 1705 nucleotides long. RefSeq lists its product as uncharacterized. The record is from RefSeq and is a predicted model, not a curated record. Lineage: Eukaryota; Viridiplantae; Streptophyta; Magnoliopsida; Rosales; Rosaceae.
AACACCACAGGUGGCCCAGCUUCAACAACGUGUAAGUCUUAGUCCUCAUCAUCCCUGCUCAAAAUAUCAAAAUACAGGGGUGGGUGUAAUCUGUGGGAAUUGGGAAUAAAAGGGUACCUGUAUUUUUGUGUGGUGUACCAAUAAAAACACCCUGUCUUUGCUUUUCGUUGCCAAUCCAACACCCCAAGAGGGAAGAGAAACCUCAUUUCCAUUUGGUCGCGGUUAGGGUAUGGCUUACUCUAUUAAGAUUUUGGGUUAGGGUUUGUUAAUUUGAUACUGUUCUAUUGAGUUUCUAUCAUUUCCUCCGAUUCCGAAUACCCGCCAAUCAAUUCCCGCCAUGGACGGAGGAGGAGGAGAAGUUGGUGAGUUGCAGGACUGGGAGGUGCUAAACAGCUCGGACCCUACCCUGGUUAACUCAGACGACUCGAUUGAUAGCCCUAGGAGCUUCGAGGGAAUCGAUGUUCAAGCCGAAGGUAUGAUCAGGCCUGAUUACUUCUCCCUGGAUAAUCAAGGGAGGUUCGGGUAUGGUAAGGCGGUGAUUGAUGCCGGCGAAGAGGGUUCGGUUGAGUCCGACAACCCCAGUUGGAUUGACCCGGGUUCCAUGACUCAAUAUGGUGGAAAAGAAUCGGGUGGGUUUUGGUCCGAUUCGGCAAGUGAUCGGUCCGAUGACCGAAAAAGUCAUGAUUUUGAGGGGAAAAAAGAAUUGGGUUUUGUGGAAAGUGAGAAAGGCCAUGUGGGUUGUGGAGGGGCUGGAGAAAGGGGAGCUGUGGAUGAGAAAGUUAGUGGGUUGGAUGCUCAGGGCCGAGUGAGCUUUGAAGCAAUUGGGGAAAACGGAAGUCUUGAUAAGGAUUUGGGAAAGUUCUGGUCUGAUUCAGGCGGCGACAGUCUGGUUUCUGUGAAAUUUGAGAAGGUUGCGAAGGAAAGCGAGAUAGGUUUUAGUGGCUUGGAAAGUGGAAAUAACUUGGACAAUGAGCCAGAAGGACAAUCGGUUGAGAGUCAAAGUAGUGCAGUUGAAGAUGAGAAAUCAGAGCCGAAAUCCGGUGAAGAGGUAGGGAAGAGGACAAUCCUGUGGUGGAAGGUCCCAUUUGAGGUCUUGAAGUAUUGUGUUUUCAGGGUAAGCCCUGUUUGGUCCUUGUCUGUGGCUGCAGCGGUAAUGGGUUUAGUGCUCUUGGGGCGGAGAUUGCACAAGAUGAAGCGAAAGAGCCAGAGCUUGCAGCUCAAGGUUACUCUGGAUGAUAAGAAGGUGUCUCAGUUCAUGAGCCGUGCUGUGCGUCUCAAUGAAGCAUUUUCAGUGGUGAAGCGAGUUCCUAUAAUGCGACCUUCGCUGCCAGCAGCUGGAAUAAAUCCAUGGCCUGUAAUGGGUUUGAGAUAGAAAAAUUCUUGUUGUGAAGUAUGUAGAAAAAGAAAGUACUUUGUCCAUGACCGUGCUAAAAGUACUGCGUUGUUGUGCCUUGGUUUGUAUCAAAACGAUUGUGGCUGUUAUGUAUUUACUCUAAAGAAUUAUUUGUAAAAUGCAGACAAAGAUUUCCACUAGGUAUCAAUCGUUACUUUUCGUUUCCCUGUUGUGUAGCAUGCUUUAUCGUUUUAUCUGAAUUCUCGGCGUGCUUUUCAUGCCCGGAACUUGGAAAAUGCAGAAUGUAUACACCCAUCCUUCUCUCAAGUGUUGUUUUGGGAACUUGUUAGCAAGUUAAUACAGCAUUAAUCA